Molecule: messenger RNA, 387 nt
Organism: Blepharisma stoltei
Lineage: Eukaryota; Ciliophora; Heterotrichea; Heterotrichida; Blepharismidae
Source: the annotation of a GenBank genome assembly
AUGCGCCGUAUGGAUAUAGAAAAAUCAAGAGGACAUCGCAAUUCAGAUUUUUUUGAAGCGAUUGACCUAUCUCAAAUACCUACGAACUGCUUCUUAUCCUCUGCAUACGACCCUCAAAGUAUAAAUACUUCUGGGUCGCAUGACGAGUCUUCAUCCUCAGAAGAUUCCAAGCGAUAUGAAAUUUCCCAGCCUUCCUUGGACUCAAUGGUAAAGGAUUGUUUUAAACGGCAAAACUGUGUCACAGAAAUAAACCCAAUGUUUAUGGUCCAAACAGAAAAAUGUAACAAUAAGCUGCGAUAUGAAUUAAAUGAAAUCUUAUUUUCUGGAAUUAUAAGCAGCAAUUGGGAAAUGGGAGAAAUUCCAGAUGACUGUAUUGAUGAUUUAUAA